Molecule: messenger RNA, 981 nt
Organism: Sparassis crispa
Lineage: Eukaryota; Fungi; Basidiomycota; Agaricomycetes; Polyporales; Sparassidaceae
Exons: 8
Coding region: 1-981 (326 amino acids)
Source: RefSeq, a predicted model, not a curated record
AUGCCUCUCACUGCGUUUAUCGCGCGACACAACGUUGUCACCAUUGAUGCGUAUAUUUUCCUCACCGGCUCGUGCGGCUCAACGAGCACGACGCUGGUCUUCCUUUAUGUGUUGUGGCGCUUUCCACGCUUCAUAAAGCAUGUGAAAGAGGAAGGAGCGGAUCCCACUGUUGUCGUGCGGUUGGCGACGUUCUAUCAGCUCAACCUAGCUCGGGUGGUGUUCAGGUUCAUGUUUACGCUCCCGCUGCUCGUCUUGGCGUUGGACGGCAUCAUCGGACGGCGGCACAUUGUAAACAGGAACUUAUUUUGGACAGAUUUCCUAUUGAUGAUUGCAGGCAUUGGAUGUUUUGUAUCCAGUACGAUCACGCUCCUUAUUUUCUUCCCUCGUUCGAUUAUUCGAGAGGCUGGAUACAAGCCUAAACCGUCAUCAACGGCCGCCAACUCGCCGAAAAGCGCGCCUAUCACCCCUCCCGCUUUGUCCUCGCCCUUCAAUGCAAUGAGCUCGCAUGUUCAAUCGCCGCUCUUCUCCCCCACGACUUCGCAGGCUGCACAUCUGACUAUGAACAUGCUAUCACCCGUGUCAUGGGAUAGCGAACUUGCAGGGCCAGCAUCUCCCGGCGAGUCGAAUUUCGAAGCAGAAAUGCACCAGGAACAUGAGCUCGAAUACGAUCCUGAGUCCGCCCCACCAUAUCCACACCUAUACCAGCGCCAUCCCUUCCCGCACUCGCUAUCGAGUCCACAAGUCCCUUCGGCGCCGUCAUCACCACACGAAGUGCGUGUCACGAUACCACAGCCCGUACGAUACGCUCAGGAGCCGGUCUAUGUGAGCUAUCGGCAGAACGUGGGCGCGUCUGAGGACGCGGUGCAUCCUAUGAUGCGCAGUACGCAGUCACACGAUUAUAAGCACGCAGUUAUAACCUUCACGUCUCCCAUUGAUCUCAUUGGUAUACCCGACGAAGUCGACUAUCCCCGAACGAUAUGA